Molecule: messenger RNA, 3258 nt
Organism: Cebus imitator (Panamanian white-faced capuchin)
Lineage: Eukaryota; Metazoa; Chordata; Mammalia; Primates; Cebidae
Gene: EXT1
Product: exostosin glycosyltransferase 1
Exons: 11
Coding region: 661-2901 (746 amino acids)
Cellular component (GO): membrane
Molecular function (GO): glycosyltransferase activity
Source: RefSeq, a predicted model, not a curated record
CCUCCAGCCCGGGCCGCCGUGCGCCCCGGGGGCCGGCCCCGCGAGCGCAGGAGUAAACACCGCCGGAGUCUUGGAGCCGCUGCAGAAGGGAAUAAAGAGAGAUGCAGGGAUUUGUGAGGUUACGGCGCCCCAGCUGCAGGAUGCACUAGCCGGCUGAACCCGGGAUCGGCCGACUCGUGGGAACCGGAGUGCUCUGCACGGAGUGGUGGAUGAGUUGAAGUUGCCUUCCCGGGGCUCGUUUUCCACGCUGCCGAGAGGAAUCCGAGAGGCAAGGCAAUCACUUCGCCUUGCCAUUGAUUGGGUAUCGGGAGCUUUUUUUUUUUUUUUUCCUCCCCUCUCUCUUUCUUUUCCUCCGUCUUGUUGCAUGCAAGAAAAUUACAGUCCGCUGCUCGCCCGCCCUGGGUGCGAAAUAUUCAGCCCCGCUCUCUCCCGUGCAUCGUGCAACCCGAAGAUGAAAGACCGAAGGGGAGAAAGUUAAAGAAAUCGCCCACAUGCGCUGGAUCAGUCCACGGCUUGGGGAAAGGCAUCCAGAGAAGGUGGGAGCGGAGAGUUUGAAGUCUUUACAGGCGGGAAGAUGGCGGACUGGAGCUGAAAGUGUUGAUUGGGAAACUUGGGUGAUUCUUGUGUUUAUUUACAAUCCUCUUGACCCAGGCAGGACACAUGCAGGCCAAAAAACGCUAUUUCAUCCUGCUCUCAGCUGGCUCUUGUCUCGCCCUUUUGUUUUAUUUCGGAGGCUUGCAGUUUAGGGCAUCGAGGAGCCACAGCCGGAGAGAGGAGCACAGCGGUCGGAAUGGCUUGCACCACCCCAGUCCGGAUCGUUUCUGGCCCCGCUUCCCGGACGCUCUGCGCCCCUUCGUUCCUUGGGAUCAAUUGGAAAACGAGGAUUCCAGCGUGCACAUUUCCCCCCGGCAGAAGCGAGAUGCCAACUCGAGCAUCUACAAAGGCAAGAAGUGCCGCAUGGAGUCCUGCUUCGAUUUCGCCCUUUGCAAGAAAAACGGCUUCAAAGUCUACGUAUACCCGCAGCAAAAAGGGGAGAAAAUCGCCGAAAGUUACCAAAACAUUCUAGCGGCCAUCGAGGGCUCCAGGUUCUAUACCUCGGACCCCAGCCAGGCGUGCCUCUUUGUCCUGAGUCUGGAUACUUUAGACAGAGACCAGUUGUCACCUCAGUAUGUGCACAAUUUGAGAUCCAAAGUGCAGAGUCUCCACUUGUGGAACAAUGGUAGGAAUCAUUUAAUUUUUAAUUUAUAUUCCGGCACUUGGCCUGACUACACCGAGGACGUGGGGUUUGACAUCGGCCAGGCGAUGCUGGCCAAAGCCAGCAUCAGUACCGAAAACUUCCGACCCAACUUUGAUGUUUCUAUUCCCCUCUUUUCUAAGGAUCACCCCAGGACAGGAGGGGAGAGAGGGUUUUUGAAGUUCAACACUAUCCCUCCUCUCAGGAAGUACAUGCUGGUAUUCAAGGGGAAGAGGUACCUGACAGGGAUAGGGUCAGACACCAGGAAUGCCUUAUAUCACGUCCAUAACGGGGAGGACGUUGUGCUCCUCACCACCUGCAAGCAUGGCAAAGACUGGCAAAAGCACAAGGAUUCUCGCUGUGACAGAGACAACACCGAGUAUGAAAAGUAUGAUUAUCGGGAAAUGCUGCACAAUGCCACUUUCUGUCUGGUUCCUCGUGGUCGCAGGCUUGGGUCCUUCAGAUUCCUGGAGGCUUUGCAGGCUGCCUGCGUCCCUGUGAUGCUCAGCAAUGGAUGGGAGCUGCCAUUCUCUGAAGUGAUUAAUUGGAACCAAGCUGCCGUCAUUGGCGAUGAGAGAUUGUUACUACAGAUUCCUUCUACAAUCAGGUCUAUUCAUCAGGAUAAAAUCCUAGCACUUAGACAGCAGACACAAUUCUUGUGGGAGGCUUAUUUUUCUUCAGUUGAGAAGAUUGUAUUAACUACACUAGAGAUUAUUCAGGACAGAAUAUUCAAGCACAUAUCACGUAACAGUUUAAUAUGGAACAAACAUCCUGGAGGAUUGUUCGUACUACCACAGUAUUCAUCUUAUCUGGGAGAUUUUCCUUACUACUAUGCUAAUUUAGGUUUAAAGCCCCCCUCCAAAUUCACUGCAGUCAUCCAUGCGGUGACCCCCCUGGUCUCUCAGUCCCAGCCAGUGUUGAAGCUUCUUGUGGCUGCAGCCAAGUCCCAGUACUGUGCCCAGAUCAUAGUUCUAUGGAAUUGUGACAAGCCUCUACCAGCCAAACACCGCUGGCCUGCCACUGCUGUGCCUGUCAUCGUCAUUGAAGGAGAGAGCAAGGUUAUGAGCAGCCGUUUUCUGCCCUACGACAACAUCAUCACAGACGCCGUGCUCAGCCUUGAUGAGGACACCGUGCUUUCAACCACAGAGGUGGAUUUCGCCUUCACGGUGUGGCAGAGCUUCCCUGAGAGGAUUGUGGGGUACCCCGCGCGCAGCCACUUCUGGGAUAACUCUAAAGAGCGAUGGGGAUACACAUCAAAGUGGACGAACGACUACUCCAUGGUGUUGACAGGAGCUGCUAUUUACCACAAAUAUUAUCACUACCUGUACUCCCAUUACCUGCCAGCCAGCCUGAAGAACAUGGUGGACCAACUGGCCAAUUGUGAGGACAUUCUCAUGAACUUCCUGGUGUCUGCUGUGACAAAACUGCCUCCAAUCAAAGUGACCCAGAAGAAGCAGUAUAAGGAGACAAUGAUGGGACAGACUUCUCGGGCUUCCCGUUGGGCUGACCCUGACCACUUUGCCCAGCGACAGAGCUGCAUGAAUACGUUUGCCAGCUGGUUUGGCUACAUGCCGCUGAUCCACUCUCAGAUGAGGCUCGACCCCGUCCUUUUUAAAGACCAGGUCUCUAUUUUGAGGAAGAAAUACCGAGACAUUGAGCGACUUUGAGGAAUACGGCCGAGUGGGGGAGGGGAAGCGAGAAGGGACUGGGGUCAAGCCGCUCUCUCUUCCCAGUGCAGAUCCACUCAUCAGCAGAGCCAGAUUGUGCCAACUAUCCAAAAACUUAGAUGAACAGAAUGACAAAACAAAAAAAAAAAGAAGACCAAUGAGAACUCAACUCCUGGCUCCUGGGACUGCACUGGACUGCUCCAAACUCACCUCACUGGCUUCUGUGUCCCAAGACUAGGUUGUGUACAGUUUAAUUAUGGAACAUUAAAUAAUUAUUUUUGAAAUGAUUGCUAUGCAGGUUUAAACUUUUUUAAUGAUCAAAACUAUUAAAAACCAGAGUUCUUUGUUUAAUCAAAA